Messenger RNA from Cryptococcus wingfieldii CBS 7118, 717 nucleotides. RefSeq lists its product as hypothetical. Gene Ontology annotation, biological process: mitochondrial respiratory chain complex I assembly. NCBI's taxonomy places the organism in Eukaryota, Fungi, Basidiomycota, Tremellomycetes, Tremellales, Cryptococcaceae. Bases 1 to 717 code for a protein of 238 amino acids. Gene Ontology annotation, cellular component: membrane. The transcript has 4 exons. The record is from RefSeq and is a predicted model, not a curated record.
AUGAGCGCGUUUUUGAAGAACCUGAGGCAUCUCCUGCCCUUUGCGAAGCCCAAGGGGCUGGCAGGCUACGAUCUUCAAGGGAAUCGUUAUUUCGAACUCCCGAAUCCCAUGGGCGGGCGACUGAAACGGUCAGUAGAAUACGCCAUCAACCGAGAUAUUGCAGAGUACGGUCGGGCAGAGUUGAAACCACCAGUGCAAUGGCGAGCCUGGCUCUCCCAUACACGAAGUGACCCCCCCUCCCGCCAAGAGCUUGAAAAAGAUCUCUACCGCCAAAACGACCUGCUCCCAAAGAUUGCCGCUAUCGAAGCGCGCGAACGAGAAGAACGCAUUCGUCAAGGGUAUCUCUUGCCCGACGGCUCCGAGCCAGAAAAAUCAGAUGUCAAGCAGGUGACUGCGCCAUCAGAAAUCAGUGGAGAGAGGAGGGCGCAGACGCAGAGGUUUAUCGACGCUUCGAAUGCGUCGAGGGCGGGGACGAAGGAGGCCGAAGCAGUGUGGCGAGAAAAGUCGGCGCCUGCCUCGGAGGUGGCGCCGCCAAGGAGAACUAUCGACCCUACGACAGCUUCUCCAGAAGAGUUGAGGAAGCUUGCGGAAGAGGACACCAAGAGGCGUAUAGCGCAGACUGAAGGGGCGCCAGAGGUGGCCAAGAAGGGCGACGUACAGUCGGUCCGGUUUGGCGAAGGCGGCCUCGCUCCCAAAAGACGAGGCGGCAAAAAGUAG